Messenger RNA from Penicillium subrubescens, 1563 nucleotides. RefSeq names its product glycosyltransferase domain-containing protein. Bases 1 to 1563 code for a protein of 520 amino acids. The record is from RefSeq and is a predicted model, not a curated record. NCBI's taxonomy places the organism in Eukaryota, Fungi, Ascomycota, Eurotiomycetes, Eurotiales, Aspergillaceae. The transcript has a single exon.
AUGCAAAUUUCAACAUUGUCAAAUCGGUUGAGUCGCUGGCAAUGGGCGGGCCUGGCCAGCUUGUUCGUAAUCGCUUUCAUCACAAUCAUUCAAUACCCGUUAGCAACGACUAGCACCGACCCGAUUUCAGCAUCGAAAAAUGCCUACUCAUUAACAGCAUCCGGAGCCGUCUCUAAAUUCCAUCUACUUCUCCCGGCAAGCGGCUAUCAUUUUCGACUAUGUCGCGCCGUCGCCUCCGCGAUAGCUUUAGGCUAUCCGGUUCCAGUGUUGAAUGGCUGGAUGAAAGAAGGCGACUUGGACGCGUCCAAGACUCAUUUGGCCAAAGUUCGCACUGUCAUGCAAUACCUAGACAGUUUGCCCGCUUCUUCCGAUGAUGAUCUCGUUCUUAUGAUUGAUGCCUAUGAUGUCGUGUUUCAAAUUCCACCCGAUGUUCUCAUCGAGCGUUAUUUCGCCAUAACCAAAGCUGCGAGUGCCAGACUCGCUUCGCGGUAUGGGGUCAAUUCCAGCGAGUCGCUCGCAGCAGACGAUGCGCCCCGACAGACUAUCUUGUUUGGCCCCGAAAAGGUCUGCUAUCCUGUUGAUUGGAGCCGUGUCGGUUGUUGGGCGGUUCCCCAAGAUAUCGGCAUUCCUCGUGGAGCGUUUGGGCCAGAUGAUGGGCAGCUACAGCAUAACCUGCCACGAUGGCUCAACUCUGGCACCAUCAUGGGUCCAGCCAAGGACAUGCGACUGAUGUUUGCUGCCACGCUUGACCGAAUUGUCAAGCACUAUGACCCUAAUCACGAAUACAGUGACUCUGAUCAGAUGUACAUAAGUGAUGUCUGGGGCGUCCAAGAGUUUGCCCGCUCGAUGAGAGAACUGCGACAAUAUUUCCACGGUGAUAUUAACCCGAAUGCCGCUUUCCCAACCAAUGAGGAAAAGGUUGUACCAAACCUCGAACCAGACCAGAGGACUGAAUAUCAUAUUGGCAUCGAUCACCGAUCUGAACUUUUCCAAACGCGGGCCGGCUCGGACUAUGUCCUGGAAAUGCUCACAUUCAACGAGACAACCGAUGUAAAUGGAACUACGACCUUUGCGACCGUCACUCAAAAUAUUGCCGAGUCUCCUAACUUCACCCCCUAUGAGAUAUACCUACCAUCCAACUUGGCUUCCUCGAUCACUCGGAUUCUCCGAUUGGUCGAACCCGCCGUCGGCGUUGUACCAAACGUCACCGACAUCGCCCUCGAAACGAACAUCGUGACCAAGAACAUCUACGGGAUGUUCCAUUCUACAGGGGGCAAGGAUUGGAUUGAUCAAUUGUGGACUAAGUUGUGGUUCUUUCCGUACGUCCGGCCCCUUUUCGAGGCCAUGGUCCCGGCGUUGCAGGCUGGAUGGCCCAUUGCGGUCGCAGAUGGCCGCACAUGGGUCCCAUCUCACACGCUCUCUGCGAAUUCUUCCGUGAUCCAAGGCAUCAAUGCCACCGGGGUUUGGAAAGACAUUGAUGAUGGAUGGCUGAGCUGGCAGGAGCUUUGUGGGGCAUUCCAUGCGGAGGUGUUUGAUGGCUACACGCCCCCGAUGGAUGACUGA